GUAAGCGCGGCGUAGAUAGGGCACCUGCGGCAACAGAAGUCUCAGCUCUCGCGAGGUUUCGUCUUCCGGGAUUCGCUGGGGCACAGUCUCCGUAGACGGUGUGGCGAUGUGUGUGGACUGUGUGAAGAAGGAGUACCCCAAUCGGGGGAACACCUGUCUGGAGAAUGGAUCGUUCUUAUUGAACUUCAUAGGCUGUGCGGUGUGCAAUAAGCUAGAUUUUAUGCUGAUCACAAACAGAACCCUGAAAGAGGAAGAUGGAGAAGAAAUAGUUACCUAUGACCAUCUAUGCAAGAAUUGUCAUCAUGUAAUAGCCAGACAUGAGUAUACAUUCAGUAUCAUGGAUGAAUUUCAGGAGUACACCAUGCUGUGUCUAUUGUGUGGCAAAGCUGAAGACACUAUCAGUAUUCUUCCCGAUGACCCCCGACAGAUGACUCUGUUAUUCUAAGCUUCCUGCGGUUCUGUUGUAGAUUUGUUGGCUUGGUUUAUAAUAUAGCAAUCCUAAUGGUUUAUCUAAUAA
Messenger RNA from Cricetulus griseus (Chinese hamster), 517 nucleotides. Lineage: Eukaryota; Metazoa; Chordata; Mammalia; Rodentia; Cricetidae. The record is from RefSeq and is a predicted model, not a curated record.